Messenger RNA from Lathyrus oleraceus (garden pea), 2739 nucleotides. Its product is annotated as glycerophosphodiester phosphodiesterase GDPDL3. Lineage: Eukaryota; Viridiplantae; Streptophyta; Magnoliopsida; Fabales; Fabaceae. The record is from RefSeq and is a predicted model, not a curated record. The coding region runs from base 386 to 2527 and encodes 713 amino acids. The transcript has 9 exons. Gene Ontology annotation, biological process: lipid metabolic process. Gene Ontology annotation, molecular function: glycerophosphodiester phosphodiesterase activity.
UACUAGCCAAAACCACUUUCAUUUCCACAUCUUUCUUCUCUCUUAUCCUUUCUAGGAUUUUCUAGCUUCCAUUCAUCUUCUUUCAUCCUCAUUUUUCACCUUGAAAGUUUACAACUUGUAACACAAGCGUAUAGUUGAAGGCAUGUUUUUUCUAAAAACCGCGUUACAACAACAGGAAUAACGUGUCAUCACAUACAUUAUACACUGUCAAAAUACCUGUAAUGUAUGGUUGACAUGUCUUCAUAGUUGACUUCAAAAAACAUGCCAAAGUUCUGAUAAGGUUGUGUGUGUGGAACAAAGAACUCAACUUCACUAUAAUUAAGUUCUAUUGGGUUUUUUCUUAGAACUCAACAGUGAAUUUUAUAUAUGCUAAUUUCCUAUUGAAAUGGCUCUUCCUCAUCUACUUCUUCUGCUUAUUCUUCAUUGCUCAUUGUUUGUAGCAUUGGUAUCUGGCUGGAAGACAUUGCAAGGAUCACCACCGGUGGUAAUAGCACGCGGCGGAUUUUCGGGGUUAUAUCCAGAUUCUAGUUUACUUUCUUAUAACUUGGCACUAAAAACUAUUUCCCCAAAUGUGACUCUAUGGUGUGACUUGCAACUGACAAAGGAUGGAGUUGGGAUAUGUUUUCCAGACAUCAAGCUUGACAAUGCCACUGACAUUUCUGUUGUUUACCCCGACAAAGCCAAGGAAUACUCGGUUAAUAAGGUUCCAAUUCGCGGAUGGUUUUCUGUUGAUUACAGUUUCAAUGAACUAGCAAAUGUUUCGCUUGUUCAGGGAGUGUUUUCUCGAACGCCAUCGUUUGAUGGACGUAAGUCUCACAUUAUCCGUGUCGAAAACGUAGCUAAAUUAGUAAAACCGCCAUCAACAGGCCUAUGGUUAAACGUUCAGCAUGAUAGAUUCUACAAGCAUCACAAUUUGAGCGUAGAGAAACUUCUUCACUCGCUAUCAACUAAACAAGUAUCUAUCAGUUACAUCUCAUCGCCGAACGCGAAUUUCUUAAGAAGAGUAAGAUCAAACUCAGGUCUUAAAAAAACCGUCACAAUCUUCAGGUUUCUAGAGAAAUAUGAAAUUGAACCCACAACCAACAAAACUUAUGGCGCACUUGUGAAAGACCUCGAAUUUAUCAGAAGAUUUGCUUCGGGAAUUCUUGUUCCUAAAGGCUAUAUAUGGCCUGUAGACUCGGAACUUUAUCUACAUAAACAUACUUCUCUUGUCGCAGAUGCUCAUAAACAAGGGCUGAAAGUUUUUGUUUCAGACAUUGUUAAUGAUGUUACAUUCAGCUACAAUUUCAGUUAUGAUCCUUUGGCUGAAUGUCUGUCUUUCAUCGACAACGGUAACUUCUCCGUUGAUGGCAUUCUGUCUGACUUUCCAGUAACUCCAUCUGUAGCCAUAAAUUGCUUUUCUGGCGUACGAAGAAAUGCAAAAAAACAAGUUGAUACUUUGAUUAUAUCGAAGUAUGGAGCAAGCGGAGAUUAUCCUGCUUGUACUGAUCUUGCGUAUAAGAAAGCGAAAUCAGAUGGAGCAGAUGUAAUUGAUUGUCCUGUUCAAAUCUCCAAGGAUGGAAUACCCUUUUGCUUAAGUUCUAUAGAUCUUUCAACAACCACAACAGUGGCUCAAUCAAAGUUCCGAACUCGCAAAACUAUUAUUCCAGAGAUUCAAAAGGGAAGUGGCAUAUAUACGUUUAGCUUGACAUGGAACGAAAUCAAAACAUUGACUCCCGCGAUAUUGAAACCUUAUGAGAAAUACCUAUUGUUCCGGAAUCCAAAAUUCAAAAAUCAAGGGAAAUUCCUAACCUUGUCUGAGUUUUUGUCCUUGGCUAAAGGCUCUGGCGUCUUGAUCAACAUAGAGAAUGCAGCCUACCUUGCAUCGAAGCGAGGACUAAACGUGACCAACGCAGUCCUUCAUGCUCUACAAAAAGCUGGUUACAAUAAACCAAGAUCUCCAAAAGUAAUGAUUCAAUCAACACACAGUUCGAUACUAAAGAUAUUCAAGGAUAAAUCCAAAUACGAAAGGGUUUACAAAGUUGACGAAAAUAUCCAUGAUGCUGACGAUAAAGCUAUCGAGGAUAUCAAAACAUUUGCAGAUUCUGUUGUGGUAAAAAAAGCUUCUGUCUUUACUCAAACUGCAGCAUUUCUCGUUAACUCUACAACUACCGUAGCAAGGUUUCAUUCAUAUAAGCUACCAGUUUAUGUCGAAACUUUCAGCAACGAGUUUGUAUCUCAAGCAUGGGAUUACUACUCAGAUGCAUUUUUUGAGAUUAAUUCAUUCGUCAUUGGAGCUAAGGUUAACGGCAUUAUUACUGACUUCCCUAAGACUGCUUCGCGAUACACGAGGAACAAGUGUUUGAAGCAUGGCAAAAGAGCACCUUAUGUGAACCCUAUUGAACCUGGAAAACUUUUAAGACAAAUUUCUAAGUCAUACCAUUUAACACCUUCCCCUCCACUUCCAGUCUUGCAUGAUAGUAAUGUCACAGAGCCACAUCUGCCAAGUGUUUCUGGAAAUUUUCCGAUUUUUGGCGCUGCUCGUUAAACAGUAGCAACUCCAGCCACCAUUACUGCAUGAAGAAAGAGCAAAGACGAAAGAACGUGUAGCAUUCAUACACGCCAUUUAACUUUAGAGCUCCAUUGUUUGAAAUGGUACACAACAUUAUUACAUUUAUUAUGAUUGUUUUUUUGUAAGAUGUGAUUAUCCAAAUAGCUUUAUUUCAUUAUCAAUAAAAUUCUUUUGGAUUGUGGAGAUAA